Molecule: messenger RNA, 417 nt
Organism: Botrytis fragariae
Lineage: Eukaryota; Fungi; Ascomycota; Leotiomycetes; Helotiales; Sclerotiniaceae
Product: putative cytochrome p450 protein
Exons: 2
Coding region: 1-417 (138 amino acids)
Source: RefSeq, a predicted model, not a curated record
AUGAUAAAUUUCAAUGAAACAGUAGCUCGAGGGCGAGAACACCAACGGCUAUCUUUAGCGAUCGUUUUCAUGAUUCUCUACACAGCAUCAACAUUGGCUCAGUAUUUAAGGACGGCAAAGGUCCCGCUAGUAGGAAGCCGUUUCUUUCUUGAGCCGCAAUUUGUGACCAACUUUCGAUUCUUUUGCCACGCAGGAGGAGUCCUGAACGAUGGCUAUGAUAGAUUCAAACACACCACCUUUAAAUUCAUCCGAGCCGAUACAGAGAUACUUGUGCUUCCCGCAAAAUAUAUAAAUGAAUUGCGUAACCUUCCAAGUACGAUUGCAAGUCCAACUCUUGCUCAUGUCCACAAUCUCACGGGUCGCCAUACAAAUAUGGAUGUGAUAUUGAGAAACAACUUGCACUUCCGAACUUUGUAG